This is a messenger RNA of Sinocyclocheilus rhinocerous, 1471 nucleotides long. RefSeq names its product transducer of ERBB2, 1b (gene tob1b). Bases 327 to 1313 code for a protein of 328 amino acids. Gene Ontology annotation, cellular component: nucleus; cytoplasm. Gene Ontology annotation, biological process: regulation of gene expression. Gene Ontology annotation, molecular function: transcription corepressor activity. The transcript is spliced from 2 exons. The record is from RefSeq and is a predicted model, not a curated record. Lineage: Eukaryota; Metazoa; Chordata; Actinopteri; Cypriniformes; Cyprinidae.
AGAUCCAGUCAGGAGUUUAAAGGGCAGAGUUGUAAAAACUCCCAGGCAGUGGGGAGUCGGAUUGCCUGACGAUAGACUCCAAAAAAAUACCACAAUUACCCGAAGAAAAACAGCUAAUAUUGAUGCAGCCUAACUGGAAUAAUCUUUCCGAUAACUGUUAGCAAGGAACCGAAGCGGAAGCCACCAGAAGAGAAAAACACGGUCGUUUAAUGAGCACGAGGAGAUUUUCCUGCGGAGCAACAAGCGUUUCUCGUCCACCAGCACUUCUGAGUCCCCACUGAUCACUACUGCCUUGGAGGUUUUUGCAGCACUCAACGAAAGCAGCUAUGCAGCUUGAAAUCCAAGUAGCGCUGAACUUCAUCAUUUCAUACCUGUACAACAAACUCCCGCGGCGGAGAGUCAACAUCUUCGGCGAGGAGCUGGAGAGGCAGCUGAAGAAGAAAUACGAAGGACACUGGUACCCCGACAAGCCAUACAAAGGAUCCGGGUUUAGGUGCAUCCAUGUGGGCGAGAAGGUGGAUCCGGUCGUGGAGGAAGCAGCCAAAGAAAGCGGGCUGGACAUCGAGGACGUCCGCAAUAAUUUGCCUCAGGAUCUCAGCGUUUGGAUCGACCCUUUCGAAGUGUCCUAUCAGAUCGGGGAGAAGGGAGCGGUUAAGGUGCUAUACGUGGACGAUAGCGGAGAGAACGGCUCCGAGCUGGACAAGGAGAUCAGAAACAGUUUUAACCCGGAGGCUCAGGUCUUCAUGCCAAUAAGCGACCCGGUGGGCGUCUCAUCCGAGUCCAGCUCGCCGUCGCCGCCGCCGUUUGGCCAGUCUGCGGCCGUCAGCCCGUCCUUCAUGCCACGCUCCACCCAGCCUUUAACCUUCACCACCGCCUCGUUCGCUGCAACCAAGUUCGGCUCCACCAAGAUGAAGAACAGCGGCCGAAACGGCAGCAAAGUCGCACGCAGCUCUCCCACCAACCUGGGUCUGAAUGUCAACAGCCUCCUCAAGCAGAAAGCCAUCUCCAGCUCCAUGCAUUCGCUCUACGGUUUCGGCCUGGGAGCUUCGCCUCCGCAGCAGAAAGCAUCUGCCCUCUCGCCCAAUGCCAAGGAGUUUGUGUUCCCCAACUUGCAAGGCCAAGGGAGCUCCGGAGGCGCGACGUUCCCAAGCGAAAACCCACUCAGCCUCAGUCCUCUGCAGUACAGCAAUGCCUUCGAUGUGUUUGCAGCCUACGGGAGCAUCAACGACAAGUCGCUCGUGGAUGGCUUAAACUUCAGUCUCGGCAACAUGCAGUAUUCAAACCAGCAAUUCCAGCCAGUCAUGGCUAACUAAUGAUUGUUGGCAAAAGGAAAACAAAAGGCGAAGACGCACAACUGUGGAUGUGGUAACAAAGAUCCCUAUUAGUCACUGAUAAGCGCAUGUGCCCAAGGGUGUUUGUUUCACUUUAUUUGAUUUUUUUUUUUUCCUCUCUCUCUCUCUCUCUCUCUUUC